CAAACGUAAGAGUUGUUACGCUUUUAGCAGAUAACUCUGAUAAGUGUUAUUAGGGAAAUGCAAUAGAAGCUUUCGAUACAUUAGCAGCUUAUUUGUAGCAAGGCGCUCUUAUUAGAGCUGUUGGUUUUUAUCAUGGAAGUGAGGAAUAGCAGCCUUGUAGCUGUUAGUAGCUGUUCCUAGCUAACUGAACAUGGAAGCUAGCUUUCUAGCCUGCUUUCCAUGGGAAGCCCACACUAAUACUAGCCAUUAAAUAACACCGUUACCAUCCGAUGUUGUGCUUUAAUGCUGCCUGUUAAUUUGUUCAUCUUCUGAAAAACUUAAGCGAUGGAGGAAGUUGACAAAAUUUUGAUACACGCCCUCAAACAAGUUGGCACGGAGGUGAGUGAGGAGACUGACAGUGUCAGACAGUUCAGCAGUGAGAUGAUAGUGGAGGCGGUGGUCCGAUGUAUCCGGGUGAUCAAUCCAGGCCUGGGCAGUGCACUGCCCACCUCCCUUCCUCCAGGCAUGUCUGCCCGCUUCAGAGUGGGCAUGAGCCUGGCACAAGCCUGUCAGGACAUUGGUUACAAAGGAGAGAUAGGCUACCAGACAUUUCUGUACAGUAACGAGCCCGAGAUCCGCUCUCUGCUCAUGUUCCUGGUGGAGAAGCUGCCCAGAGAGAGCGCCGAGGCCUCAGACCAGCCAACAGGUAAAUCGAUGGUCCUCCAGAGAGCCAUUGCUGCUGCGAUCAGAGCCCAGCUGGCUGUGCCCUGGCUGCCUACAAACUGCAGACUGCCACUGCAUGCUGAAACACAAAGUCCAGAAACACUGCACAGCUUCCACGCUCAGCCGCUCAGUUUGCCAUACUGCACUAAAGGUGCAGGAAAGAAGCAGCUGAAAGAGAUGACAGCCUACCAGAGACACAUUCUUCCUCCUGUGACUGCACAGCCUUCCCAUUAUGCUUCUGUGGUGGCAUCCAUCAUGGAGCAGCACGCCGCCGAGCUGAGCGCUGCUCAGGAGUGGGACACUGAGUGGAACAGUCAGGGCCUCCUGUCACGCCUCACGCCACAGGAGUACCGGUCCAGGAAAAUGGCCCGGCUGCGUAAACGCAUCGAGGAGCAGCUGCAUUCUGCUUCCCUGCCCUCUCCUGACAGUUCCUUUGGUGGUCCUCGCUCCACCUCUGACCUGAGUGAACUGCUGCAAACCUUCAGAGGCUCCGCCCCCUCCGACCACAUCCUGAGCAAGGGCACACACUUCACCCACACACAGAAGUUCACCUUCACACAGGAGUCAGCAGCAGUAACCAGCCCCGUCCCCACUGGGCGUCACUCAGAGGGUGAUAUCCAGCUCCGUCAUCAGGAGGAGCUGGCUUCACUCCAGCUGCAGUUCCAGGGGCUCUGCAGUGAUGUCGACCAGCUAACAGCAGACAUGAAGCACAUGAGUGUGACUAAUACACAGGUUUUGGAUGAGUUGAAGCAAAGGGUUCUGGGAAACUCUGAAAAAGAAGAGAAGAUGCAGGUGAAGAAGAAAACAAUCACCCUGUUGCCGGACGCAGACAACAACCUGCUGAAGCUUCAGGCUCUAGUGGAGGCCAGCGCUAAGCGGGUGGUGAACCUGGCCUCUCAGUGGGAGAAACAUCGCGCUCCACUCAUCGAUGAGCACCGCAGGCUCAAAGAAAUCUGCAGCAACCAGGACCUGGAGUCAUCCAGAAAGUUGUCUGAAAUCAAGUCUCUGCAUGACAAAAUCCGUGUGUCUACAGAGGAGGCCAAGAAGAAGGAAGAAAUAUACAAGCAGCUGGUAACAGAGUUGGAAAGUCUUCCUCAGGAUGUGUCUCGGUCGGCAUACACUCAGAGGAUCCUAGAGAUCGUCAGCAACAUCAAGAAGCAGAAGGAGGAAAUAACCAAAAUUUUGUCUGACACUAAGGAGCUCCAGAAAGAGAUCAACAGCCUGACAGGAAAGCUGGACAGAACCUUCGCUGUGACUGAUGAGCUGGUCUUCAAGGACGCCAAAAAAGAUGAAUCUGUCCGCAAAUCCUACAAGUACCUGGCUGCCCUGCAUGAAAACUGCAAUCACCUGAUCCAAACCAUCGAGGACACGGGUACAAUUUUGAGAGAGAUUCGAGAUCUAGAGGAGCAGAUUGAGACAGAAAACAGUAACAAAACUGUGGCUAACCUGGAGAGGAUUCUGGAUGACUACAAGGCCAUUCGACAGGAGAACUCCGCACUCGCUGCCAAAGUCCGAGAGGGCUGAAGGAUGCCCUGGCUUGCUCUGCUGUGCCUGCUGAGGCUGAAGUUGUCGUAAAAACCUAGAGCUGUAGAGAGGCCUGAAUGUGACUGAAACAGCUCUCUGGGUAAAGAGACAGCUGUUUAUCAACCACGCCCUCUGCCAACGUCGGAGAGCUGAUUUUUGUACCGUAGAAACUAAUUUGGCAUUUUAAUGCACAACGUGUAUGUGUGGGUGGAGGAGAGAGACGCGCUCUCGUGGUUUGGUCAUUCUGAAACUCAACACUAGCCAGCAGAGGGUGCUGUCACACUGCCUCUGUUCAAACUUGUUGUCAUUCAUGUUGCUGCGUGAAAAUGUUUUCAUUCUUACCUUGAUUAAAAUCAAAUCUUUGACUUGGAAUUUUUAACCCAGGAAUCAUUCCGCCAUUUUCAGACUUCAGCGGCUCGUUUGUUGUCAUGAUUAUAUUUGAACUGAAGAUGUUGAGUGAAUGGCAUUUGAAUGUAGUCCAUGAAUGUUGUCCAACCCCAUCAGCUAAGUAUUGUUGUAU
Messenger RNA from Monopterus albus (swamp eel), 2746 nucleotides. RefSeq names its product CCC complex scaffolding subunit CCDC22 (gene ccdc22). NCBI's taxonomy places the organism in Eukaryota, Metazoa, Chordata, Actinopteri, Synbranchiformes, Synbranchidae. The coding region runs from base 325 to 2226 and encodes 633 amino acids. Gene Ontology annotation, molecular function: cullin family protein binding. Gene Ontology annotation, biological process: positive regulation of ubiquitin-dependent protein catabolic process. The record is from RefSeq and is a predicted model, not a curated record. The transcript is spliced from 16 exons.